Molecule: messenger RNA, 1146 nt
Organism: Triticum turgidum subsp. durum (durum wheat)
Lineage: Eukaryota; Viridiplantae; Streptophyta; Magnoliopsida; Poales; Poaceae
Source: the annotation of a GenBank genome assembly
AUGCCGGCGGCGUGGUCCGGUCGGUCUGAUCGGGAAGGCUUGAUCUUUUUUGUUGGUGCUGUUGUCUGGAGGGUGGUGGCAGCGGAGAUGGGCGUCGGAGGGGAGAAGUUCCAGCUGGGGACGGUGGGGGCGCUGGGCCUCUCCGUGGUGUCCUCCGUGUCCAUUGUCAUCUGCAACAAGGCCCUCAUGAGCUCCCUCGGCUUCACCUUCGCUACCACCUUGACGAGCUGGCAUCUCCUGGUCACUUUCUGCUCCCUUCAUGUGGCACUAUGGAUGAAGUUUUUCGAGCACAAGGCUUUUGAUUCGAGAACUGUCAUGGGAUUCGGAGUACUCAAUGGCAUCUCCAUUGGGCUCCUCAAUCUGAGUCUUGGUUUCAAUUCUGUUGGCUUUUACCAGAUGACAAAGCUGGCCAUCAUCCCCUGCACUGUUAUUUUGGAGACUCUUUUCUUCAGGAAGAAGUUCAGCCGGACUAUCCAGAUCUCCCUUUCCGUGCUUCUUUUGGGUGUCGGUGUUGCAACCAUGACUGAUUUGCAACUCAAUGCUGUGGGGUCCAUACUGUCCUUGCUGGCCAUUAUCACGACUUGCAUCGCUCAAAUCAUGACAAACACUAUUCAGAAGAAAUUCAAGGUUUCUUCAACCCAGCUGCUAUAUCAGUCUUGUCCUUACCAGUCAUUGACACUGUUUCUUAUCGGCCCGUUCCUUGAUGGAUUCCUGACUAACCAAAACGUCUUUGCUUUCAAUUACACAUCUAACGUUGUGUUUUUCAUCGUCUUGUCGUGUUUGAUAUCGGUCUCAGUAAACUUCAGCACCUUUCUUGUGAUCGGAAAGACAUCUCCUGUUACUUACCAAGUCCUGGGCCAUCUUAAAACAUGCCUAGUUUUGACCUUCGGCUACGUUUUGCUUCAUGAUCCGUUUAGCUGGAGAAACAUACUUGGCAUCCUAAUUGCGGUUGUUGGGAUGGUACUAUAUUCAUACUUCUGCUCAACAGAGACUCAACCAAAAAAUACCGAUGUCUCCGCACAGCAGUCAAAAGAAGGUGACUCGGCACCUUUGAUCUCUGAUUCUUUGAGCAAAGUUGAAAAUGGAGGUGAUGACGAUGAGCCUUUGAAGGUACCGAUGUGGAGCUCAAAGUACUCAAGGGCGUGA